AUGUUUGAUCUCACUAAAAAAUGAUCAGUCCAGCAGUCAUUGGUUCCUUUUAUAACAGGUGUGAUAUGAAUGUCUUUUAGAUCACAUGCUCUUACGAUGGGGUGGUCAAGGAGGUGCCAUUGUUUUGAGUGGGGGUGUUGCCAUAUUGUUUUGUACCUGUCAUGUUGUCUGUAGAUAGUGCUAGUAAUGACAAGGCCAUGCUCUGCACAUUAGUUGAGUAAGAGGAUGCUGUUGGAAUUGGUCUUGCUCACUCCUUCCUUCCAAAUAGUGCCCCUUCACACAUUAAAGACCCUGCCAACUCUUGCACUGAAAUCUCCAAGGAAGAUGAUCUUAUCAUCUUUUGGAAUGCUAGUCAGGAUUUCAUUAAGGUCAGAAUAAAACUUUUUUUCUGUUCUUCCUUGGCAAUGGCUAUUGGGGCAUAUGCACUGAUGAUGGUAGAAAACAAAUUGUUGGUCAGCUGGAGGUGAAAAGUCAUGAGGCGCUCAUUAAUGCCAACAGGAAAUUCAGUCAUUUGGCUGACAAUCUGGUUCUUAAUGGUGAAACCACCACCAUGUAUUUGCCUGGCAUUUGCAGGUUUCCCUUUCCAGAAGAACAUAUAGCCACCCUGCUCCUCCCUCAGAUGGCAUUCAUUCGCAUGUCUGAUCUUGCUGAUAGCAGCAAUACUGAUGUUAAAUGUGAGAGUUCUCAGGUGACAAUAGCUGUUCUACAUUCAGGUCUGUCACAGUUUGGGUUGUCUAGUAGGGUUUGUACAUUCCAAGAUGCAAAGGACAUUUUUGUGUUUUGACCACAAUUUGAGUGAUCCCUCUGGAAGUGGCUAUCCAGUCAGGUAAGAUAAGGUGAGAAAGCCUAUGUUUGGGGCACCUUUUCUUGCCCCUUCCCCAUGUGGGGUGAGCAGAGGGGAUCCUAAAAGGGACUGUUCAGUCACAUUUACAGCUGCCAAAUCACCUUCUUGUCCUAUUCCAAGGGUGCAGUGGCCAACACAUGACUGCCAUCUGCAUGUGGAUCUAUGACUAGGCACUUUUGGUGAUCACUUCAUCUGUCCCCAUCACAACUCAUCCAUUACUGCAGGGCUUUGUAGAGGUUUGGGUAUUGGUGAUUGGUUAUUGUGGUAGAUGUUGGGUCCAGUGGGAGAAGCCCACAUGUGACUUGUUUUAUGUUGGAUGUUGGCAACCCAUGGAUCUUGGUGAGGGAGAAACCUGUGUCCAGUGGCAAGGAAAUCCAAGAUGACUGGGGUUUCUCUUAUACCGCAGUCUUCACCUGCUUUUACAGCCAUUGAGAAGUAUGCCGUCUUCAUCAGCCUGCUCCACCGAGGUCUUUAUGUUAGGUUGGACUGCUUUUUGUCUGAUACCUCACCUUUGACCUUACUGCCAUGGGUGACCCUACCAGGAGUACAAGACUCCCAACAGUGUUGCUUUUAGGAUCAUCAGUACACACAAGCCUCUCUACCCUGUCAAGGUGGCAGUCUGUGGAGAGGAGCAGAGAGCAUCCCACAGCAGAGCCUGACCUGUUAUAAUGACCACACUUCUCUUAUGACCUGCAUGUGGGAGGAGUGCUCAGAGGCACAACAUUUCCUGAAUAUGACUCUUUACUAUAAUGAUGACACUAAAGACUCCAUUGUGAUGCCAUGUGAAUCCCACCAAGUGGAGGGUCACACUGACUGCCAGGUCUCACGCACACACUGGGUGUGCCGCAAAAAUCACACCACUUUUGGAAUAGAACAGAAAGCUAUUUACAGCCUCAAACCUGACCAGGAGCUACAGACUGAACUGCGUGUCAUUCUCUUCCAGAAUGUCCAGCCUCUCCCACCUCAAAGCCUCUUCAUCCAUGUGACAGAAGGAGGUGACUUCUUGCUGGCAUGGGAAGCAGCUGGUGGGAUAAAUGGAAGCACCUGGCCAGACAACAUACUAGAAUAUGAAGUGACCUACAAGAGGGACUGGGAAUCCUGGGAGAGUUCUUCCUCUGUGUUGGUAUCAAACACCUCCAAAUACCUCUUCAGCCACAACAGCCUUGUACCUGGGAGCACCUAUGUUGCUCGUGUCCGAGCCAAGCCAAGCCAGGAGAGUAACUUUACUGGGCAGUACAGCACAUGGAGCACAGAGGUGUCUUGGGAGACCCAAGCAGGAGAUGAUGGUCAUCCCAAGAAUCUCCGCUGCCUCUUCAAUGGUGUUGAUCGCCUCCUGUGUAGCUGGGAAGUACGGCAAGAGGUCACCAGCUCUGUCUUGUUCACACUCUUCUACAAGGCUACACAGACAUCAGAAGAAAAGGAAUGUUUGCCAGUUCAUGAGAAGAAGUUGCCCAACAUCCCAUAUGUAUUGCAAAGCUGUGAGAUCAGCGUUACCAAUCCCAACCAUAUGUGCCAGUACAACAUAUCUGUCCGGCCCCAAAAGGUGGAGAUGCAGAUUGAACCCUCCAAGCACAUUAAGGUGCCAGCACCUGUCAACCUGACAGUGACAAAAACAGAAGACCAGGAGUAUAAACUGAGAUGGGUAAAACAUGCCCUACGAUAUACAGGCAUAAGACAGACCUAUGAAGUCUUGUACUGGAAAGCAGACCAGCCCUUGGAGCUUGCCAAGCCCAACAGAACCAGCACUGAUGAGCCCUAUUUGGUUCUUCUCCAGGACAGUUUGGAGCCAUUAACAUGCUAUAGGGCAAAAGUACGGGCAAGGGUGCGUGCAUCCUCCUCCUAUAAUGGCACCUGGAGCGAGUGGAGUGAGGAGCACACCUGGAAAACAGACCAUGUUUUGGCACCAUAUGUACUCAUAUGUAUUGCCAUAUUCUUCACCAUCAUGUUGGUAGCAGUCGGCUGGUACAGCUGUAAAUAUCUUCUCAGCAAGAAGAAGAAAUGGGAGGAAAAGAUUCCCAAUCCCAGCAAGAGUCAGCUGGUGCAGGGCUUCUUCCAGAAGGUAUCAUUAAGAAAUCAGCUGCCCAGCAGCCUGCCAGACUUCAACAGGGAGAACCAUUUGGUGAAGGAGCAGGCCAACUCCCUGCAAGUGCUGGAUGGGGAGAAGAUUAUUUCAGCAACGUCCCCAGGAGCUGAGGCAUCAAAGACUAAGUUGUCUUAUAUUGUGCUAGACCUAAAAAACCAGCAUCAGUUUUCUCCAGUGUCAAGUCCUGCUUCACUUCCUUCAUCCCCAUUUGAUAGCAUCUCAAAUCAAAGUACCAGUCAGUCCUCCUCACCAACACUGCUUACCAGUGUUGGUGCCACUAAAGCAGACACUGCCACUCAAAAGCCUACGACCCACUUCAGUUAUAAUGGCCCAUACUUGUUCUUCCCUUCUGGUCAGUCGCAGACCAAUACCCACCAGGACCUUGGAGCUUCUCCAGUGAGAAUAAAGGAGAACCCAGUGUCCCUGGAGUAUGUGUCUGUACCACAGAAGGGCUGUUUCCAGUUCCCACUGUUGCAAAAGACAGGGGCAACUCACCUCCAUCCUUUUGCAUGUUUGGACCAGAAAGAGAAGAAGCAUCCAGUUGCGGAAGGGCAAGAUGCAUUACAAGACCAGCCAGUAGGUGAGGAAGGGGUGAAAGAGAAAAGAGAAGGUCAGAGGUCACCAAUUGCUGUCCCCGUUAUCGGCUCCUCUCAGAAAUGCCCAUUGGGGUACAUCACCACUGAAGGUCUGUGCUUACCUCCAGCAAAAGAAUCUGUUAGUCUCUCACCUUCCCUAGACCCUCAGGAGCAGAUGCUCACUACUGCUGGCACAUUAACUUCCAACUCCCAGCUGCCCCAAGCCACGGAUUACACCUCCAGCCCAGCAUUACCCUCUGGGAGGUCUGGUGUCUCACUCCCAGUUCCAGUUCAAGCAUCAGACACUCCUCCUGGAUCACAGCAGCCUGAACUGGGGAGCAAUAUAACACUCCCACUCGGCCUCCCCAAAUGCAUCAGCCUUUCCCCCUCUGCUUUACUGGAGGGGGUUGCACAAGAGAAUGAUCUGGUCACAUUUAACCCUGAUGGUGGCAGACCAGUUUUCCUAUACCAAGUGGGUGAAUAUUGCUUCUUCCCUGGCCUCAAACCCAGUGAGAAGACCCCCCUGAGUCAGAAAGCCUCCUUAGCCAGUAAGCUUUCAGAAGACAGUGGGGUAGAUGGAAAGCCUGUAUGUGAUGGAGGAUCCACCAACAGCAAUAGAGAUGAUGCACUUUGCAUGCAGGCCAGAACUUUUCAAAGCCCAGAAAACUGAUGAUUACUUUGGUGGACAGCAGCCUGCUGUGAGGGCCAGGGAACUGUGCUAAAGCUGAGAGGGUGGGAGGGGACAGACAGAUAUCAAGACACUGGGUGACUGAAUGUAACUGCAGCUUUCAAGGAAUAUCAAUUCUGUUGUGUUCCCCAUCGUUCUACCAUUGCCACAUGGGAGGAAUGACAAUGGGCAGUUCUUCUCCUCAGGUCUCUGCACUUCCAAAAUGGAUGAAAGAUUUCAAAUAGCACCAGCUCCUCUUCUAUACUGGGUGUGUCUGUAUGUGCAUUUACUGCGCAGUAAGUGGU
Molecule: messenger RNA, 4474 nt
Organism: Gavialis gangeticus (Gharial)
Lineage: Eukaryota; Metazoa; Chordata; Crocodylia; Gavialidae
Gene: CSF2RB
Product: colony stimulating factor 2 receptor beta common subunit
Exons: 13
Coding region: 1530-4172 (880 amino acids)
Biological process (GO): cytokine-mediated signaling pathway; immunoglobulin mediated immune response
Cellular component (GO): external side of plasma membrane; membrane
Molecular function (GO): protein binding; cytokine receptor activity
Source: RefSeq, a predicted model, not a curated record